Molecule: messenger RNA, 1111 nt
Organism: Durusdinium trenchii
Lineage: Eukaryota; Dinophyceae; Suessiales; Symbiodiniaceae
Source: the annotation of a GenBank genome assembly
CAAGUACUUGCAAAACCGCAGCACUGACCCCCCUUUCAAAGGCCUUGUGUCGUCCUUCCUGCACUCUACGAGGUUAUCAUGGCUUCAUGCAGGGAAUCACCUAUGUUUUUCAUAGAGGACGCCGAGGCUGAUGUUGCUCGGCUGAAGCAGCUGCAAGCAGAUGAUCCAAUAGCUUGGCAGGAUGCUUUGAACACGUCCAGGGCGCUGGUGGAAGCUGUGAAGGAGAACGAUGUUGAUGAGCUUCGGCGAGUGGUUGCCAACGCGGAUGAGGGAGAGCUUAUUCAGGCCUUCAUGAUUCAAGCUUUCGUUGUUGCUUUGAAGUCCUCGGCGUUGGAAAUUGUCCAGCAGUUGGUUGACUGGGGUCUUCCUCUCACCUCUGGGGCUUUUGGCCAGGCUCUUCACUUGGUUUGUGAGCUGGUUGAUAGAGAGAACUUCAGCAACUCGUGGAGAAUUCUGAAAACGCUCAAAGAGGGGAAUGCCUUCGGAGCGAUCGACAUCAACACACCUCGCAGCAGUGAUGGGUGGACCCCGCUCUGCAUUGCUUGCGCAGAUGCUUGUUUGCCCUUGGCAUUCAAGCUCCUAGAGCUGAAUGCGGACCCAAACGUGAUCACGCGGAGCAAUGAUACUCCGUUGUCCUUGGCCAAGCGCGGGCAGCCGGAAGACAAUGAAGAGCAAAGGGAGGCGCGCGGAAUCAUCUCCAACAUGCUCCGGUCGUAUGGUGCGCAGGACAGCUACAAAGAUGUCCUGCGCAUUUCGCGGAAGCAAUCCACAGCUGGGAAAACCAGGUGGAAGGCCGAGUGAUGGGAAGGAGCCUGAAGAACCUGCUCCGAAGUGCGCUGUCAGCAGCCGCUGAGAAGCGACCAGCGAUGAGAGAAGUCGUGAAAGAACUGGAAGGAAUCGUUCCAACUUUCACUGACGCCUGAAACCCAUGGCGGAACGAAGGAAUCCGAGGAACGCGGUGUGUUGUUUUCACUGGAUGUGACAUCCAACUGUUGCUUCGUCAGGUUUUAUGAUCUUUGUCGUUUUAUUGUGUUUUGUCCUUUUGAUUCCUUUCUUGAACAGAUUGAAACUUGAAACUAACUAUUUGCACUCGGCUUAGAGACAAACGUAC